CAGAGAUACACGGGCUCCUAGUAUAAAGGCAGAGACGCGACACCCAUGUGAUAAUGUGCACGAAAAGCGGAAGACAAAGGUAGAAGCAUCUACAAGUGAGCCGUCUGAGAAGGAGACAGAAGAUGCUCCAAAGCAAAAAAACCACGAGGAGCCUUUUUUCUCGUCUGGAAAUCCACGACAUAUAAAUGAUUCAUGAGCGCCUGCUUUUUUUUCCCCCCCCCGGAGAGAGUAUUUGCGCUCGCAGCUGAGUUUCUGUUGAAAAACUGGGACUGGAGCUCGGAGAAAAAAAGCAUUUAAAUCGUAUGCAGGAGUUGGAUGAGCCUUCUCUGGACCUCAUUCGUCUGGAGGAUCAACUGUUGCUGCAGCCGGCGCGGGAGCGGAGACAUCAAGUGCGUGGAUGUUUGACCUGGUCCUGGUCCUGCGCGCAGCCACGCAGCGUGUUGUGCCACUAACAUGGAAAAGAGGCUCAUAUUGUUGCUGAUGCGUGAUCGGAUACACUUGUAUCUGUCCUGAUGUGAUGCCACAUUGUUACACCGAGGGGAGUGAGAAUAUCCCACACCGCUCAGCAUCUCUGUGCGUGAAACAUCACCACUGGACUCUUUUUUUUGUUUUCUUUUACAAUUUUGAGGACCACUCUUGGCAUUUUUAACUCCCAAACAGACGUCAACAUUGACAGGCUUUUGUGUUAAAGUGACCUUGCCCGGUUUUGAUCCCCCCGUUCAUCAUGCUGAUGAUGAUGGAGAACGGCGGCAUGAGCGCGCAUCAAUUCGAUAUCGAUUCGGAAUUCGAGCCCCGCGGUCGGUCUCGGCUGUGCGCCUGGCCGCUGGCCGUGGAGGACUUCCAGGGCGGGGAGGAGGAGGAGGCGGCGGCGGCGAGCCGCGGAGGUCUGGCCCUGGCCUCGGUCAAAGUGGAGCCGUACGACGUGCCGGCGUGCCGGGCCGGGAGGAAGGGCGGCGCGCCGGCGGAGGUGCAGCAGGUCCCUGCCCCGGCGGCGGCGGCGGCCGCUCCUUCUCCGGCGUGCGUGUCCGGCGCCGCGCUCGACGCGGCCGGGCAGCUGCGCAAAGCCAAGUCCUCCAGGCGCAACGCGUGGGGGAACCUGUCCUACGCAGACCUGAUCACCCGCGCCAUCGAGAGCGCGCCGGAGCAGAGGCUGACUCUGUCCCAGAUAUACGACUGGAUGGUUCGCUUUGUUCCCUAUUUUAAGGAUAAAGGCGACAGCAACAGUUCCGCGGGAUGGAAGAAUUCAAUCCGACACAACCUGUCCCUGCACAGUCGCUUCAUUCGGGUGCAAAAUGAAGGGACGGGCAAGAGUUCCUGGUGGAUGAUCAACCCAGAAGGCGGAAAAAUGGGGAAGGGACCCAGGCGACGUGCAGCCUCUGCAGACAAUGGAACACGCUACCUGAAGACCAAGGGUCGCAUUAGCCGAAAGAGAGCAGCUGCCACAGGUCCUGGACGUGGACAAGUUCAGGGAGCUGGAGCAGUAAUAGAGGAGUCCCCAGAGCAUGGCAGUCCGGCAGGGAAAGCAGGUGUUGGCAUAGGUGGUGAGGAGUAUGAUACCUGGACAGAUCUCCAUUCUCGUACCUCAUCCUCUGCCUCCACGCUGAGUGGCUGUCUGUCCCCAAUCCUGGCAGAGGCUGAGGCAGAUGAACCUGAAGAGGGCGGAUUCUCUUGUUCAGCUUCUCCUCGACUAUACCCCAGCCCCACUAGCACCCGCUCUCCAGCCUUGGGGACUGGGGGGCACUGUCCCAAUGUGGAGCUCCCUCACCUGACCGACCUGACAGGGGCUAUCAAUUUAGAUGAGAGUGGCUACCCCCAGCCACCACAAAUCAAAUGCAACGGCUAUCCCUAUGUGCCUGGGCCAAAAUCAGAGGGAUCCUACUGUGGACCCAUGUACGGACAGUCUUCCAUGAGCAUGCUGCGGCACCACACACCCAUGGAGACCAUCCAGGAAAAUAAGCCUGUCAGCUUCCAACGCCCACUGAGGGGCUACUCAGAGAACAAUGCCCUGCAAAGUCUGCUUACAGGUGGUCCUUCAUACUGCAACAAAGACACAGUGCUGGGUCAGGGACAGGAAACCCACACAUUAUUGCCACAGGGAAAUGGCGUUCCCAGCCAGCACAACCACAGUCAUAAUCAGAACCACAAUCAUAACCACAGUCAUAGCCAAGAGCAUUCUCACAAUCCCAGUUUAAAUAAUGGUCAUGGCUCAGUCCAUGAGCAUAACACAACACACCAUCAAAACCAUAAUCAGGGUCGCAAACACCAAGCCAGUCUCAACUACAGCCACAAGCCCCACACUGCUCAUAACUAUGGCCAGAGUCAUGAUCAUGACCAUUGUAACAAAGUAAACCCCAGCCAUGACCACACCCCUCGCUCCAAUCAAAGUCAUUUGCACAACCAUAACCCCCACAACCCUCAUAACCCUAUGCAGAGUGGACCUCACCAUCAAGCUCUGUCCCCACGGGUGAGCACUGACAUCCUGCAACCCUAUAGCCUCAAGAGCUCUAACCACUAUGGGCCACGGCCCCACCUCCCAACAUCGCCUUCUCUCCCACCAAACCCUGCAGGAAUCAUGGAGGUUCCCCAGGACCCCUGCAGUCUGGCAUCUGCACCUCAUCCUCGCCACCAAUGUUACCCUGGAGCUCAUCAUCAGGGUAUUACUGAUUCCUGGCGUGGUUACUAUCAUAACAACCAUCAGACAGGGAGCACUGGAUACCAGGGCCAACAUCAAAAUUCCCACAAUAGAAUGGUAGCCCAGUUGGAACUGGAGAACGUCCCUCAUAGUCUAGACUGUGAUGUCGACUCCAUCCUGCUCAGUGACUUCAUGGACACGCAAGGCAUGGACUUCAACUUUGAUGGUUCUCUGUCCCAGGGUGUGGGCAUGGGGAUGGGCAUGAGUUUAGGCACUUUUGCCUGCUCUCCUCCAGCACAUAGCCACCAGAGCUGGGUUCCAGGGUGAACUCCUGCUUGAGGGUUUGAAUAGACAUAUAACCAGAUCAUUCACUGGGCUAGACCUCUAGUGGCUGUAUCCUUGGACUGACUGUGAUUCUGUUGCUCUGACACAAUAUGUAAUGUCAUUUUGUUUCCUGGGGAGUCUUACACUUCCACAUUGUGGAUUUUAUCCCUCUUCCAUACCGUUUAUAAAGCCUUGUCACAAUUUUGAACUUGCCGGCAAUGGCCCAACACUAAAGACCCCCCCCCCACACACACACACACACAAACCAUCCAUGCCCUUUAGUUUUUGUCUUUUCUCUCCAGGCAAUCUCGUCCUUUUUGUCCUAAGCUCUCAAGCACUUUACAUCCAUCUCUAACACUGAUGCAGUAAACAAAUACCAGACAAAGUCAUGUUGUGUGUUGAUUUAAUGUAUGCAAUUUACUUUAGCGUAUUAUCUCUUCCUACAAAGAAGGUGUUGUUCCUGACUAGAGAACACGAUGAAACAGCUGCAUAAAUAUGUUUAGUGUGGGGUUGCUAUCAGACUGCAGGUUAAAAGACAGAGGAAGUUUUGAGGUUAAGGUUUGAAGAAAAGGGCGGUUUCUUUGAAGUAGUGGGAAUAAGAGAUUAAGUUAUACAGGUAUACAAAGGAAGGGAACUCCAGAGUGAGUGUGAUUUAUUUUCCCCCUGGUGAACAGUGGUGUUUCCUGUUUAGUUCAGUAAAAAAGAACAGUCAUCCAUCAGGUAACCAUCAGCACCGCUCCAUUGAAAUGCAACGUCCUUUCUUUAAUCUCCAAAGUAAUGCCAGAUUGAUGCAUCACUAUUGUAAAUCUAAUGUGCUACUCUGUUUUUCAACCCCCUCCCUUCCCUCUUCAACUCCGGACACACUAGCUUAAUGUGUUUUGGUGAAAGUGAUGAUAAAAGUCAUUCUGCACUAGAGGGGGAGGGAUUGAAAGGGGAGGUGUUAGAGGAGGGGGUUGUAUCGAGAGGAGAUGAUAGGAGAAGGGAAAUGCAAAUAUUCCCACUGUGGCUCUUCUUCUCCAUUUUGUGGAUUUAUGUAGCUUCCCCCAUAAUGAAAUAAGCAACGAUCAGAGAGAUGCUGUACAUCCUGAGGUGGUGUCUGAUUGGCCAGGCAACAGAGCACCUUCAGUGGCUGACCCCAGAACAAGUUAUCGAGGAGUCUUGGUCAGGCCAGGAUGUUGAUGCUGUUCUAAGAACUCCAGAAACCUUGUUAAUUUACUAACACCCAAGUUUGCGCCUGCUACGUCCUUUUACUCCUGUGAAUUGCUCACUGAUGAACAGCAUCAGCAGAUUACUAUUUUGCGCUAUCUCCUCUUCCCAGGCUCCCUCCUAUCACACCGCCCCAUCCUGAGGUUACUCGGAGGGUAAACAAGAGUAAUUAGCCGCCAAACAAGAUGGAUGAUUUAUGCAAGCGCAUGUAUUCGCUCAUUGGCACAAAGUCAUAAUUUUUCCCUCUGCCAAGCACUAGGAAGGUGAUUUUUGAUAGGUGGUGCCCAGUGACAAGGUAAAGUGGCUGGAAAGUGGUGUGGUUACAGUGCCCUUCAAGUCUUUCAAGCACCUUCUUUACAAGCAUUCCUGCCUAAUACUGGCCAUAGCUUUACUUUUUCGUCUUUUCUUGUGAUCUUUCUGUGAUUGUGCAGCGGUCUGUCCAAUACCGUGUGAGUAAGAGCUUUCAUGUGUAUUUUGUUUUGUCCAUUUGCAAUUGGAGAAAAAGACAGAGGAGCAAUUGCUAACCAAUGUUCGGCAUCAGUCCCUAUAAAGAUAGACGGAACAAGAACAUAAGAGGGAGAAAAGGUAGAUGGAACAAGAGAUGAUCAAUGGGAGAAAAGGGGUGUAAAAUGGGUAGGCAGGAUCUGUUUGACUGUAAGAGAUUUUCUAGCUCAGUACCUUUCUGUAAAAUUGGCUGUUUCAAUCAGAGCAAAUGUCAAGUGUUACUCAGCCAGCUCCAGUGAGCUUUGACCAGAAAGCCACUUCUCGCUCCUGAUCAAGGACAAUGACGGGUAUUUCCAUUCACAUCAUCUUCUUUUUUCUUUUCUUUUUUUUUGAUUUCAUGCGUUAAGAUGCCCCAUUGUUGUAACCCCCCAGUAAUUUGUUCUCUGGCCUGUGUGCACUUGUAUGUCAAGCUUCUAGUGGGUGUGUGAGAAUGGGUGUGUAUAACAGUGAUGUACAAGAACUGGUAAAGGGAAUAUUAUUGAAAACUAACUUGCCCUUUUAUCAUCCAUGCCUAGCUAAGUACAGCUUACAUAAUAUAUACAAUUUAUAUUUAUUGGUGAGGAACAUGUUUCUAUGGAGGACCCCUCACUGCUUUGUCUUCUUUUUGACAAAGACAAUGAAUUCUAUUUCAGUUUGACUUCAUCUCAUUCUGUACAUAAUCCAUAUUGAAAAAAAUGUCUUAUAAUUUCUAUAAUUUCUUUUUUUCUUUUUUAUUGAUGAUGUAUCUGCUCAUCUGUUGACCGUACAAUAA
Messenger RNA from Cololabis saira (Pacific saury), 5417 nucleotides. RefSeq names its product forkhead box O6 b (gene foxo6b). Bases 725 to 2959 code for a protein of 744 amino acids. Gene Ontology annotation, molecular function: DNA-binding transcription factor activity, RNA polymerase II-specific; RNA polymerase II cis-regulatory region sequence-specific DNA binding. The record is from RefSeq and is a predicted model, not a curated record. The transcript is spliced from 2 exons. Lineage: Eukaryota; Metazoa; Chordata; Actinopteri; Beloniformes; Belonidae. Gene Ontology annotation, biological process: regulation of transcription by RNA polymerase II. Gene Ontology annotation, cellular component: nucleus.